Meloidogyne enterolobii is the source of this 414-nucleotide messenger RNA. The record is from the annotation of a GenBank genome assembly. NCBI's taxonomy places the organism in Eukaryota, Metazoa, Nematoda, Chromadorea, Rhabditida, Meloidogynidae.
AUGAUAUAUAAAAUUAUAACCCAAGAUUUACUUCGUUUUUUCCUUAUUUAUUUUGUGUUUCUUUUUGGGUUCUCUCAAGGAUUUUAUAUUGUUUUUCUUUCAUGUGAACGUGCUCGAUUAGAUCGAAUAGAAGCUGGCACUUCUGAUCCAGAAGAUGCUACUUCUAAUAUUAUAAAAAAUCCAUUUGAAGCAGUUAUUCGUGUUUUUAUUAUGACAACAGGGGAAUAUCAAACAUUUUAUGGAGAUAUGAGUACAUGUCAAGAGCCAACAAUGUCUACAAUUGGAAAAAUUCUUUUCUUUAUUUAUGAAGUAUUCUCUAGUUUGAUGCAAUUUAAUGUUUUAAUUGCAAUGAUGACAAGAACAUAUGAAAUGAUUUAUGCUACAGAAAAGGAAUGGAAAAGACAGGCAAAUUAA